CUCGAAGAGCGCCUCUUCCGAGUUCACACAGUUUCUUUACUCGAAGACCUCGCACCCUUUUUCAAUGUCUCUUGAUGCACCUUGUGGGACGAGAUGUACUCUUUUCUUGACCGAGGAUUUUUUCCCAUCCUCAUGGGUUUUUUCCUCGGCAAGUUUUUAAUGAGGCAUCCCCCAUAGACGAGUUGGCAUCACAUUCUCCGACUGAUGGCAUUGCUUGCAUUACUUCACCGUGCUCGGGACAGCGAGUUGGCGGUGCAUUCUAGACAGUUGGGUCAUUCUUCCCUUUCAUGUUUACCGGAAAAGCUGCCGAAAAAGUUGCUGGUAGCGGAGUCCGUUCCUCCCAUGAAGGAUAAGGGAAAGGAGAUGUUGGAUGCUUGGACCACUGUUCAACUUGCAUCACAAACUGCAAUCUUCUUGAAUGCAAUUUCAGUGCUUCAGCUUUUACAUGGCAUGGGGUACGUAGCACUGUUUUGCAAAGACAGUUGGGAGGAGGUACCUGUCUUUGGAGCAAUGCAUUGUCUGUUCAAAAAACUUCAUCAUCUCAAAGCCAAACUCUCAGCUUGGAACAAGGAUCAAUUUGGCAAUAUUUUUGAGAUGGUCAAAGAGGCAGAGGAGGAGGCAUCCAAAGCUGAGAUUCUUUUUGAAGAGAAUCCCUCUUCUGAAAAUAAAACUCUUUAUAACCAGAAGAUGGCCCAGCUUGUAGAGAUGACCAAUAGGGAAUAUGCUUUCUGGAAACAGAAAUGUAAUCUUAAAUGGCUUCAAGAUGGUGAUGUUAAUAUCAAAUUUUUUCAUAAUCUGGUUAAGAAUAGAAGAAGACAGCAACAAAUUAAUCUGCUUAUUUAUGAUCAAGGAAAAAUCAUUGAUAAACCUGAUGAAUUAGAGGCUCUUGCUGUUCAACAUUACACCAAUCUCUUGAAUCAAGCAGAACCUUCUGGUUCUCCAGAACUCUAUGGGCAGUUUCUUGAUACCAUUCCUUCUUUGAUUGACCAGGGGCAUAAUGAUUUUCUUAUGAGCCUUCCUACUGAAGAAGAGAUCAAACAGAUCAUUUGGCAGAUGGAUCCUAAUUCAGCAGCUGGCCCAGAUGGUUUCAACAUUACUUUUUUCAGAAGUUGCUGGGAUUUCAUUAAAUCUGAUGUGGUAUCUGCCUGCCAAGAGGUCUUUCUUUGCCUUCAUCUACCACAAGCAGCAGCCUCCUCAAACAUUUGUCUUCUUCCUAAGGUGGAUAACGCUAGGAAGCUUAAUGAUUUUAGGCCUAUAUGCUUGUCCACUGUAGCCUCUAAGAUUGCUACAAAAUGCAUUGCUAGCAGGCUCAGUACUUUACUUCCUCUCAUUAUUUCAGAGGAGCAAGCUGCUUAUGUGCCAAGGAGGGAAAUUCUGGAUCAGAUCCUUAUCACUAAGGAGAUGGUUCAGCAUAUUAAUAGAAAGGUUAAUGGGGGUAACUUGAUAGUGAAGCUUGAUAUGGCUAAAGCCUUUGACAAACUUAAAUGGUCAUAUCUUUUUUAUAUUCUCAGAGGAGUUAAACAGGGUGAUCCCCUAUCUCCCCUCUUGUUUAUUAUUGCUAAUGAAGGGUUUUCCAGAAAUCUCAAUAGAUUGGUUGAAAAUGGGCUCAUUGGCAGGUCUGUCCUUAAUCUCAAAAAAUUUCUCCAUGACUACCAGAUGGUCUCUGGGCAGACCAUUAAUUAUGGCAAAAGCAGCUUUAUGACUGGCACAAAACUCAACUCACUAGCUACUUAUCUUGGGGUGCCUAAUGAUUUGGGGAUUACUAGGAAGAUUCACUGCUCCAAACUCAUCCCGUCAUUUGAUAAUAAAUUAAAUGGCUGGCUUCAGAAGAAUUUGGAUCAAGCUGGACGUUUGGUGCUCAUCAAGCAUGUUUUGAACACUCUUCCUAACUAUUUCUUGGGAGUCAAUACCAUUCCCAAGGCCAUCUCUCAUUUGCUUGAGCAGAAAAUGGCCAGAUUCUGGUGGGGUGGUGGUAACAGACAUCACUGGAUUAGUUGGGAGAAGUUCUGUUUCCCUAAGGAAGAGGGGGGUCUUGGCAUUAGAGAUCUUAAAAGCCUGGAGGACUCAUUCAGCCUUAAACUUUGGUGGAAAUUCCACCAAGACAAUGGUCUUUGGGCUAGGCUAAUGAGGUCCAAGUACUGGAGAGAGGGGGAUAUUUGGGAGGCCUUGACUGAUUCCCCAGUCUGGAAGAGGAUUUCUAGGAUUGAUGAAAUUGCUUCUAAUGCUUGUGCCGUCAAUGAAGAUGGAUCAAUGGUUUGGUCUCUUGAGGCAAAUGGUUCUUUUUCCCUCAAAUCUGCCUUUGAUUUUUGCAGGCCUUCUUCUCCCAUUGUGGCCUCUUUCAAAUAUCUUUGGAUGAAACCACAGAUUCCUAAGGUUGGGGUGUUCACUUGGAAACUCUUCAAACAUUGCCUCCCUAUUCCUGAAAAUCUGCAAAGAUUAGGAUUCCACCUGCCUUCUAUUUGCCCCUUCUGUAGGGCAGAUUCCUUUGCCUCUAAACAUGUGUUUCUUGACUGUCCACAGAUUGAGGAAGUUUGGAAACAUUUUUCUGCCUGCCUUGGUUUCUUGCACAGAUUCUCCUCCUCCAUCAAUCAACAUUUCAUGGAUUGGUGGCUUAGAGGAAAUUGCAACAACAUCUAUGGAUUUCUUCGUAUGCAUCUCCCGGGUAUCAUUUGUUGGCAUAUCUGGAAGGAACUUAAUGCUAUCAUUCAUGAAGGUAAAACUGAUUUCUCCUCAAGAACUCUCAUUGAUUCCAUAUCUAUGUUUGUGAGGCAAUGGUUGGCUGCUAAAAUUCCCAAAAAGCUUAAGGGUGCAGAUGCUUGGCUCAAUGAGAAGAAGUUACUGCCUUUCUUCCCUAAGGCCCAUAAAAUUCGAGUUGUUAAGUGGUUAGCUCCUCCUAAGGGGCGCCUCAAGCUUAACAUUGAUGCAUCCUUCACCUCUGGGUCCAAACGUGGUGCAGCGAUUCUUCGAGAUGAUGAGGGCAGAUUUGGGCAUAAUGAUUUUCUUAUGAGCCUUCCUACUGAAGAAGAGAUCAAACAGAUCAUUUGGCAGAUGGAUCCUAAUUCAGCAGCUGGCCCAGAUGGUUUCAACAUUACUUUUUUCAGAAGUUGCUGGGAUUUCAUUAAAUCUGAUGUGGUAUCUGCCUGCCAAGAGGUCUUUCUUUGCCUUCCUCUACCACAAGCAGCAGCCUCCUCAAACAUUUGUCUUCUUCCUAAGGUGGAUAACGCUAGGAAGCUUAAUGAUUUUAGGCCUAUAUGCUUGUCCACUGUAGCCUCUAAGAUUGCUACAAAAUGCAUUGCUAGCAGGCUCAGUACUUUACUUCCUCUCAUUAUUUCAGAGGAGCAAGCUGCUUAUGUGCCAAGGAGGGAAAUUCUGGAUCAGAUCCUUAUCACUAAGGAGAUGGUUCAGCAUAUUAAUAGAAAGGUUAAUGGGGGUAACUUGAUAGUGAAGCUUGAUAUGGCUAAAGCCUUUGACAAACUUAAAUGGUCAUAUCUUUUUGAUAUUCUCAGGAAGAUUCACUGCUCCAAACUCAUCCAGUCAUUUGAUAAUAAAUUAAAUGGCUGGCUUCAGAAGAAUUUGGAUCAAGCUGGACGUUUGGUGCUCAUCAAGCAUGUUUUGAACACUCUUCCUAACUAUUUCUUGGGAGUCAAUACCAUUCCCAAGGCCAUCUCUCAUUUGCUUGAGCAGAAAAUGGCCAGAUUCUGGUGGGGUGGUGGUAACAGACAUCACUGGAUUAGUUGGGAGAAGCUCUGUUUCCCUAAGGAAGAGGGGGGUCUUGGCAUUAGAGAUCUCAAAAGCCUGGAGGACUCAUUCGGCCUUAAACUUUGGUGGAAAUUCCACCAAGACAAUGGUCUUUGGGCUAGGCUAAUGAGGUCCAAGUACUGGAGGGAGGGGGAUAUUUGGGAGGCCUUGACUGAUUCCCCAGUCUGGAAGAGGAUUUCUAGGAUUGAUGAAAUUGCUUCUAAUGCUUGUGCCGUCAAUGAGGAUGGAUCAAUGGUUUGGUCUCUUGAGGCAAAUGGUUCUUUUUCCCUCAAAUCUGCCUUUGAUUUUUGCAGGCCUUCUUUUCCCAUUGUGGCCUCUUUCAAAUAUCUUUGGAUGAAACCACAGAAUCCUAAGGAAGCAAAUUCUUCUCCUACAGAUGCUUCAUUGGACAACUUGCAGCCUAGUUAUUUAUAUGAUGAAGAUGACGUGCAGAUUCCAGCCAGGGGGGGUUUUGCUCCAGCCGCUACUCCCCAGUCCACUGCCGAACUGCCGAAGUCCAUUGUUGAAGCCCAGCCUACUGUCAAUGUCCAGCAUGAACUGCCGAAGUCCACUGCCGCAGCACAGUCUGCUGUCCAGCCCGAACUGCCGCAGCCCAGUCUGCCGAAGUCCACUGUCGAACUGCCGGCCACUGCCGACGUCCAACCGGUCCUUCCCAGUGCCGAAUCAGCCCCUGUUUUGGGUCGCAGCCAGCGACAACGGACUCCUAAUGUGCGCCUAAGUGAUUAUCAGACCUAUGCUGUCACACAUGGUGUUGCCCCUGAGAUUCCAAAUUGUAAGUAUCCUUUGACACAUUACAUUGGAUAUGCUAAGUUUUCGGCGGGUCACCGGGCUUAUUUGGCUGCUGUGGAUUCUGGACAUGAGCCCCAACUUUAUAAGGAGGCUGUGAAGUCGCCGCAUUGGCGGCAAGCAAUGACUGCCGAGAUCGAUGCACUAUAAAAGAAUGACACUUGGCAACUUG
Molecule: messenger RNA, 4717 nt
Organism: Cuscuta campestris
Lineage: Eukaryota; Viridiplantae; Streptophyta; Magnoliopsida; Solanales; Convolvulaceae
Source: the annotation of a GenBank genome assembly